AUGCCUGCCCCCGCGCAAGCUCAGACAGCUAAGCUCCAGGCAGCUCAACCACCGGUGCCUCAGCCGCAGGCCGCGCCAACCCCAGCCCCAGCUCCGGCACCUGCGCCGCCGAAGCCUGCGGCCAAAGGCAAAGGCAAAGGCAAAGGAAAGGGUCCUGCGCCGCCACCACCGCCUGCAAAGAAGGCACCGGCUGCAAAAGCGCCUGCACCCACGAAACAGGCUGCAGCAGGAAAGUCGGCAAUGUUUGCAGACAUCCGUGCGGGCGCAAAGCUGCGCAAAGUCGCGCCUCCGAAGGAACGUUCCGGUGCAGCAGUUGGCCGCGUCAUGUAG
Molecule: messenger RNA, 330 nt
Organism: Symbiodinium pilosum
Lineage: Eukaryota; Dinophyceae; Suessiales; Symbiodiniaceae
Source: the annotation of a GenBank genome assembly